AUGCCCAAGGUUAAAUCAAAAAAGUUUGGAUACGAUCGUGCUAAAAAUGCGAGUUCAUCGGCAGCCUCAGCUUCCACCGCUAGGGCCAUGGCUCCCUUGUUCAAAAAAGAAUUGGGCCAGCACAUUCUGAAAAAUCCCCUUAUUGCUCAAAAUAUCGUUGAAAAGGUUGCGGCUGGUUUGAAAUGCACGGACGUCGUUCUCGAGGUAGGUCCGGGCACAGGUAAUCUUACUACGAGAAUUCUAGAACGUGCAAAAAAGGUUGUGGCGGUCGAAUUGGAUCCGCGAUUGGCUGCCGAAUUGGCGAAGCGUGUCCAGGGAAAGCCGGAACAACGACGUUUAGAUAUAAUGGUGGGUGACGUUAUAAAAACGGAUCUUCCAUUUUUUGAUGUCUGCAUAAGUAACACACCGUAUCAGAUAUCAUCACCUCUUAUCUUUAAACUUCUCGCACAUCGACCGUUGUUUAGAUGUGCUGUAUUGAUGUUUCAACGCGAAUUUGCUUUACGCUUAAUUGCCAAACCGGGUGAUGAUUUAUACUGUCGAUUAAGCGUGAACACCCAGUUAUACGCUAAAGUGGAUCACAUAAUGAAGAUUGGAAAAAAUAAUUUUAAACCUCCUCCACAAGUUGACUCAUCGGUGGUUCGAAUCGAGCCACGUAAUCCACCGCCACCAAUUGAUUUCAAAGAAUGGGAUGGUUUGAUGCGGAUAGUGUUUGUUAGAAAGAACAAGACACUUGCUGCAAAUUUCAAGACGACUUCAGUGUUAGAUAUAAUCGAAAAUAAUUAUAAAACGUUUUGUUCCGCAAAUGAAAUGAUGAUUGAAUCGAAUUUUAGCAUAAAAGAAAAAGUGAUGAGUGUUCUUAAAUCUGUUGGUUUUGCUGAUUCAAGGGCUGCAAAAUUGGAUGUUGAUGAUUUUUUAAAGCAUGUUCAUAAUUUUUUUUGGUAG
This is a messenger RNA of Dentiscutata erythropus, 942 nucleotides long. The record is from the annotation of a GenBank genome assembly. NCBI's taxonomy places the organism in Eukaryota, Fungi, Glomeromycota, Glomeromycetes, Diversisporales, Gigasporaceae.